GCAGGUGUUCCAAAUGUUCAGUGACCCUAGUGAUCCAGAAACCAUUAACCAUGGGUUUCUCUGUAUUUAGCCCUACAAGAUCCCUGGAUGGUGUCUCUGGGUUCCUCCAAGGGGCCUUCCUGCUCAGUCUAUUUCUGGUGCUGUUCAAGGCAGUCCAAUUCUACUUACGAAGACAAUGGCUGCUCAAGGCCCUCGAGAAGUUCCCAUCCAUGCCUUCCCACUGGCUUUGGGGCCAUGACAUGAAGGACAGAGAAUUCCAGCAGGUUCUUACGUGGGUAGAGAAAUUCCCAGGUGCCUGCUUACAGUGGCUCUCAGGGAGCAAAGCACGAGUCCUGCUCUAUGACCCUGACUAUGUGAAGGUGGUUCUGGGAAGAUCAGAUCCAAAGGCUUCUGGAAUUUAUCAAUUCCUUGCUCCCUGGAUUGGUUAUGGUUUGCUCCUGUUGAAUGGGAAGAAAUGGUUCCAGCAUCGGCGGAUGUUGACUCCAGCCUUCCACUAUGACAUCCUCAAACCCUAUGUCAAAAUCAUGGUGGACUCUGUCAAUAUAAUGCUAGACAAAUGGGAGAAGCUUGAUGACCAGGAUCACCCUCUAGAGAUCUUCCACUAUGUCUCCUUGAUGACACUGGACACUGUUAUGAAGUGUGCUUUCAGCCACCAGGGCAGUGUUCAGUUGGAUGUAAAUUCCAGGUCCUACACCAAGGCUGUCGAAGAUCUAAACAACCUGAUUUUCUUUCAUGUGAGGAGUGCCUUUUAUGGGAACAGCAUCAUCUACAAUAUGUCCUCUGAUGGCCGUUUGUAUCACCGGGCCUGCCAGAUUGCUCAUGAGCACACAGAUGGAGUGAUCAAAACGAGGAAGGCUCAGUUGCAGAAUGAGGAAGAGUUUCAGACGGUCAGGAAGAAGAGGCGCUUGGAUUUCUUGGACAUCCUGUUGUUUGCCAAAAUGGAGGAUGGGAAGAGCUUGUCUGAUGAGGACCUGCGUGCAGAGGUGGACACAUUCAUGUUUGAGGGUCAUGACACCACAGCCAGUGGAAUCUCCUGGGUUUUCUAUGCUCUGGCCACCCACCCUGAGCAUCAAGAGAGAUGCAGAGAGGAGGUGCAGAGCAUUCUGGGUGAUGGAACCUCUGUCACAUGGGACCACCUGGACCAGAUGCCUUACACCACCAUGUGCAUCAAGGAGGCCCUGAGGCUCUACUCACCUGUACCUUCUGUGAGUCGAGAGCUCAGCUCCCCUGUCACCUUCCCAGAUGGACGUUCCAUACCCAAAGGUAUCAGAGUCACAAUUUUAAUUUAUGGCCUUCAUCAUAACCCAAGUUACUGGCCAAACCCAAAGGUGUUUGACCCCUCUAGAUUCUCACCAGAUUCUCCUCGCCAUAGCCAUGCUUAUCUGCCAUUCUCAGGAGGAGCAAGGAACUGCAUUGGGAAACAGUUUGCCAUGAAUGAGCUGAAGGUGGCUGUGGCCCUGACCCUGCUUCGCUUUGAGUUGCUACCAGAUCCCACCAGGAUCCCGGUCCCCAUGCCAAGACUUGUGUUGAAGUCCAAGAAUGGGAUCCACCUGCGUCUCAAGAAGCUAAGAUAA
Molecule: messenger RNA, 1574 nt
Organism: Rattus rattus (black rat)
Lineage: Eukaryota; Metazoa; Chordata; Mammalia; Rodentia; Muridae
Product: cytochrome P450 4A2
Exons: 12
Coding region: 51-1574 (507 amino acids)
Biological process (GO): lauric acid metabolic process; arachidonate metabolic process; linoleic acid metabolic process
Cellular component (GO): intracellular membrane-bounded organelle
Molecular function (GO): alkane 1-monooxygenase activity; arachidonate monooxygenase activity; heme binding
Source: RefSeq, a predicted model, not a curated record